GAAGCCUGUUGUCUUAUUUGGCACAGUGUUCGUACGUUAAAAGCUCCUACGUGUAGUUUAGAGCGUGGUUUCAGGAGACCAGGGAUAGCGUUCCGCGUACUCGAAUCGUUUGCCCUAGCGGUGCGAGGUGAUAAAAGGACGUGAGAAGAGUUAGUCGAGGAGAUAAGAGUGGUAUUGGUUGUAGGAAGGAUUUGAGUGUGACCAACUUGAUUUCGUGUGCUAUUACGGGUAUGAGGGUUGAUGUCACUUCCCGGUCGCCCACACCGUGGAUGGGUAUUUCUUGAGGAACCUAAAAAGGAAGUUGGAUUAAUGUUGGCCUGCGUGACUGCGGAGCCCACGGGACAACUGCUUGAGGCCGGUCGCGCACGGCCUAUUCGUGAGAGGUUUUUAAUGUGUUAACUCCGUUCUUCAAAGGGCCUUACCGCCGGAGACGGAAAUACGUGAGGUAAGGUGAGAUGUGACAUUUUUAGGAUCAACCUUUUGUAACCCCUUCCUUCCUUAUGAGAAGGCAGCAUCGCUGCAGAUGCUGGUUGUCCGAGAGAAACACCUUACUGCUGUCACACCCCUCUACAGUCAUCAGUAUGACUUCGCCCUCAGACCUUGAGUUGCUGCUUUUAGUCUUACCGUUCGCCAAUCGACCUGCCUGGUAUCGUAGAACCUACAGGAACAUAUGUUCCAGCCAAUAUAACUCGGUUUGGUUAUCACAAUAAGAAAGCCCGACCACCGCGUCAAUGUAGCAGCUACGGUUGGGCAAAGCGAAUAGAUUUACUAUGGUGAAACCCAUAUUCAAACUGGGUCACGUACGGAGAUGAACCGUAAUCAAUGUUCUGUGUUUACUGUUACUGGUAUUCCUAUCCCUCUCCGUGUUUAUAUGACGGGGAAAAUUGCACCGAUGCACAUGCGCCAGGUCCUACCUUGUUUACUACUAAGUGAUGAAAAAACUGGUGUAGUUACUACUUGCUACUUGAUAAUUUUAACUGUUUUUCACGCAGGUAACAAGCUAUGAGAUAUGCCAACUGAAUUACUGAUUGAUUAUUAAGGAUGUGCAUUAAAUAAAGAAAAUCGUCUUGGGACUUGGAUUUACACUAUUGUUUACUUGAGUUAUCUGCAUGUGUCCACUCUUCGACUGGACGUAUCUUAAAUUAGUCACGGACGUAGGAUGUCUUACCCUGUUGUUAUUUUUGCUGUCCUUAGAUUGACUCCCUCAUAAUAUUUGAGAUUUUGAGAAACUCGAUGACAUUAGGACUCUAUAAACUGUAUUGCAUUCUAUCGAAUGCAACACGAGCACUAGAGAAAGUGGUAUGAUAAGAAAGAAUAUAAGAUAUCCCUACAUUAUAGGGAAGUAGACAUUCGAAAAAGAAAUCACUGACAUCAACCACCUCGGGAUUACAUUUGUAGUAGAUAAUUAGAUGUAAAGUAACAAGAGCUUUAGAAGUAUAUUAUUGUGAUUGAUUGUUGGUGAUUGACUAACGUAUUCCCGAAGUAGCCCACUGCAUUAAUGUAAAACGGAUAGUUUUAUUGAAGUCUGUCUAGCUAUGUAUCCCACCUAACCAUCAUAUCAGGAUACACUCUACAGUUUCUUUAGCCAUACAGAGUGUAUUCUCAGCUUAUAUUACCAAGGUGUUUUGAUGCCACGUUCGAUCGUUUUUAUCUAUUAUCUAUAACCACCGUAUUGAACAUGAACGCACUUCGCAUUUAUGGAAACAAUAAUAUCUCCUCUUAUUCUUUCCAGGUUUUUGUGCUGAGUAGCUUCACCAUAUCAACUUGAAUCUCCCCCCCAUCAAUUGCUUUCCUACUGACUAGGUGAAAAAAUAAAUAACUGAAAAUUGCAAUUUCUUAAUGGGUGUUACAUCCUUUCUGUAGUCUACCUCAAGCAGGCUAUGUCAACUCCAAUGUCUAGUCUAAACAGUUUAUUUUCAUUCACAUCUCCUGCUGUAAAAAGACUUCUUGGUUGGAAACAAGGAGACGAAGAGGAAAAAUGGGCUGAAAAAGCGGUUGAUUCACUUGUAAAAAAGCUUAAAAAGAAAAAGGGUGCACUUGAAGCUCUAGAGCGAGCUUUGAGUAAUCCCGGUGAACCUUCAGAAUGUGUUACUAUUCCCCGAUCCCUCGAUGGUCGACUUCAAGUUUCUCAUAGGAAAGGGUUACCUCAUGUAAUCUACUGUCGAGUGUGGAGGUGGCCAGACUUACAAAGCCAUCAUGAGUUGAAACCCCUUGAUUUCUGCCGUUUUCCAUUCUCAGCUAAAGAAAAUGAGGUUUGUAUUAACCCUUAUCAUUAUCAGCGAGUUGAAAGUCCAGUUUUGCCUCCAGUCCUUGUUCCUCGGCAUAGUGAAUACCCUAGUCUUAGCACUGUAACUCCAUCACCGGGUUUAUCACACUGUGGAAGCAGUGGAAUAUCUAGUUCCCGUUCAGCAUCUAAUCUGGGAAUGUUCCCGAUGACAGACUCAGCAAUGCCUUACAAUGUAAAUUAUCCACACAACUUCAGUCAUUCUCCGUCUCUUCCUCCCGGAAAUAGUGGAACUUCUACAGACAGUGCAGUUGCUGGACCUAUCCAUUCACUUAAUAGUUCAAAUCUUCAAUCCGGUUACCAAACUCAACCCAAUCAAGAACCGGCUACCUCUGGACAAACUAUGCAUCCAGUCAAUUAUCAAGAACCGAAAUACUGGUGUUCGAUUGUUUAUUAUGAACUAAAUAAUCGUGUCGGUGAAGCAUUUAACGCUUCACAAUUAAGCAUAAUCAUUGAUGGUUUUACAGACCCAUCAAAUAAUUCAGAUCGUUUUUGUCUUGGUCUUUUGUCGAACGUAAACCGAAAUUCUACAAUCGAGAAUACAAGACGUCAUAUUGGAAAAGUGUGUAAAAUUCCACCUGGUUGUUCAUUGAAAAUAUUCUCAAAUCAAGAAUUUGCUCAUCUACUCAGUCGUACAGUACAUCAUGGUUUUGAAGCUGUUUAUGAAUUAACUAAAAUGUGUACAAUACGUAUGAGUUUUGUAAAAGGUUGGGGUGCUGAAUAUCAUCGACAAGAUGUUACAUCUACUCCAUGUUGGGUUGAAAUCCAUUUGAAUGGUCCAUUACAAUGGCUCGAUCGUGUACUUACACAAAUGGGUACACCAAGAAAUCCGAUUUCAUCGGUUUCAUAAAUCUCAUAUUGUUAAACACUUUAUCGUUCUCUUAAUGGAUAUUGAUUCUGGGACAAAAGAUGAAUAACAUAUGAUGUAUACAUGUCUAGGAUUCCCAUAGGAAAAGAAUACAUUGUUCUUCUUUCUUAUUUUAUUUCUGCAUUAAGAUCAUAAAUAGCCUCACUUAUACUAUCAGUAUUAACAAAUCAUUAUUACAACCUAAAAUUCAUUUCAUAAGAUAGAGCUUCUUAUCAACAUGAAGCACACGAGAAGAACAUGAAAAUAGUGAGUAAAAUAACCGCGCCAUUCUCGUUUCUACUAUUUAUUUGUAUUUCUGCAUAUAUCUUCUUACUAUUUACAAUAGUUAUUGAUAUUUUGUGUGUGUUCGUACAGCGCCUCCUGAAAAUGCUAAUCACAUUGUUAUGUUUAUUGUUAAUCAUUGGGGUCUUUCUCUUUUCUUCAUCGUUCCUUUUGUCAUUAUUGUUUUCAUUGUUGUGUGGACAUUUCAAGUCUACUUUUUCAAUUAUUAUCUUGAUGUAGGUAGACGACAGUGUGAAGUGUUUUGAAAUCACUGUAAUAUAAAACAUAACUGUCGCAUUUUUGUAUUAUUUUCACGCUCAUCUCUGGAGGUAUAUAUAUAUAUAUAUAUAUAUAUAUAUAUAUGUGCCUUAACUUUUUUUAUUAACAUUAGACGGACUGCAUAUAUGCGUUCACGCGUAUAGUUGAUUCCUUUUUUUUAAAAAAAACUUCAUAUGUAUAUAUUAACAUACAAGUAAAUCUUUUGUUCUUCGAAUGUGUCACAUAGUGCUUUGAAUUUCAUCAGUUUUUUCUCUGCAUUUAUUUAUCAUAUCAUUUUAAUAAUUAAGUACAGGAAGUAGUAAAUUUUAUCACGAUCCAGUUGUGCAAUUUUUAUCUAUAAUGUUGUCCUUUAUUCGGAGGAACUUUCCACUCGUAAUUGAUUUUAAUAUGAAAAUCUUAAUAAGUGACUAAUUUAUUUACUAAUCUGUUCCCAGUGUCUAUAUCAUUUUUGUUUCAUUGUAUUGUAGGUAACAUUCGAUUUAAAAAUGAAUAAAAUUAAUCAUCAGUAAAUAUUUACUACUUUUUCAUUCAAAGACUUGAUAAUACUUAAUAAUUAUAUAACGAGCGCCUUUUUGUUUUAUUAAUCAGUCAAAUAGAUGUACUAUUUUCUACAUUUAUCUCAUAAAAUCUUUUUCUUACUUUGUCCCUCUUAUAUUGUUUUCUUUUCUUAAUUAUGGCAGCUUCGUUAUGAAAGACAAGUAGAUUCAUUCUUAUUUGUCUGAAUUUGUCUGCACAUUUAAUUAUUAAUUGUGUUCGACGUUUUGUCAGUUUUCAUCUUACACUCCCUCUCCGCCUGUCAUGUAAAAUUUUUAUACAAAAUAGACGACCAUCUUUAUAAUUCAUCGUUUUUUUUUUUACAAAAUACUGUCUCAGUUGACCUCGGAUAUGAAGAAAAUCGUAUGAGUUCAUUGUUGACUUCUCUGUUACUCUUAGUUUGCCUGUUUAAUAUAAAAAUAGUGCUACCUUAUAAUUUGCAGUGUAGAAUAUUAAAUAAAUUAGCUAGUUAUUUUCAUCUGAUUUUGAUUUAUAAAAGUUAACUGAAUUAAUAUUCGCCGUUCAUCAUUGAAUCUAUUUAUUGAGUUGGUUUUGAAUUAAUACUACUACUUCCAUGAAAAGUAUAUAGUUAACUACUAAUGCGGUUUGUGUUCAGUAUCAAUGUGUUAUGUGAAUAGUAACAUUUAAUAAAGUAAUCAAUAGCCAAUAAAUUUAAUCAUAGUUAUGUUAAAUUUUGCUUAUCUUAUCGACGGCGUGAAAUAAAAAGGGUAGUUCCUGAUAACACAAGUGGAUUAACAGCUAGGGGUAGACAGAUGAAUAUAUAGUGAAAAUUCCCAUUUUGCCAUUUGGUA
Molecule: messenger RNA, 5038 nt
Organism: Schistosoma haematobium
Lineage: Eukaryota; Metazoa; Platyhelminthes; Trematoda; Strigeidida; Schistosomatidae
Product: Mothers against decapentaplegic 9
Exons: 5
Coding region: 1881-3134 (417 amino acids)
Biological process (GO): transforming growth factor beta receptor signaling pathway; regulation of transcription by RNA polymerase II; BMP signaling pathway
Cellular component (GO): heteromeric SMAD protein complex
Molecular function (GO): DNA-binding transcription factor activity, RNA polymerase II-specific; I-SMAD binding; RNA polymerase II cis-regulatory region sequence-specific DNA binding
Source: RefSeq, a predicted model, not a curated record